GACAGUUCAGAUCUGAAGUCGGCCCAGGAUACUUGUGUAUUUGAUGACUUCGGCAUGGAUUCGCGUUACCUUGGAUUUUCUUUGCAAAAGGAGUCAGUUCGUCAUCUGGUCCGGCAAGGAAGCGUUUCAUUCACACUGCAGUAGUGUUUUACAGAAAAACGUGUCAAGGAAAACCAGCAUGUCAUCCAACACAAUGUCCCAGAGAAUGGUUUGGGUGGACCUGGAGAUGACAGGCCUGGACAUUGAGAAGGACCAGAUCAUUGAAAUGGCAUGCAUUAUCACAGACUCUGACCUGAACAUUUUGGCUGAGGGGCCCAACUUGAUAAUUAAUCAGCCAGACCAGCUGUUGGAAGGGAUGUCAUUGUGGUGUAAAGAGCAUCAUGGAAAGUCAGGGCUGACCCAGGCUGUGCGGGACAGUAAAAUUACCCUGGAACAAGCAGAGUAUGAGUUCCUGUCCUUCGUCAGACAGCACACCCCGCCAGGGCAGUGUCCCCUUGCUGGUAACUCUGUGCAUGCAGACAAGAGGUUCCUGGACAAGUACAUGGCACAGUUUAUGUACCACCUUCACUACAGGAUCAUUGAUGUUAGCACCAUCAAGGAGCUUUGCAGACGGUGGUUUCCAGAGGAAUACAGUAUGGUGCCUCACAAGAGAGCAACCCACAGAGCCUUGGAUGACAUUCGGGAGAGCAUUAAAGAGCUGCAAUACUACAGAGCCAAUAUCUUCAAAGUCUCAACAGAGGAGAAGAAGCGCAAAAUUGUAGAAAACGGCAACCAAUGUUGAAUAGAGCUUUUGCUGUUGUGUUGCUGUAUUUCCCAAAGAAAGCCAUUUCAUCAUUUAAUGUGAUUUGUUUGUCCUCAAUAAUUUUUGUUUCUGUUCAUAUUUAACUGCCCAAUGAUCUUUUGUUACUCUGUUGUGCAUUUUAGAGGUUUAAUCAAAGGGAGGAAGAUUCUAAAAGCAGUUUAUUCAAAAGAAAAGUUUAAAAGAGGAAAACGUGACCAUUGGUAGUUUGGAGUUUUGUAAUUAUUGAGACAUCUUUAUUCUGGGAUUGACCCUCAUUUUCCCUUGUUUUUAAAAUAAAACCAAAUAAACAAUGGUCUCUGAGGAAAAAGUCUA
Molecule: messenger RNA, 1114 nt
Organism: Micropterus salmoides (largemouth bass)
Lineage: Eukaryota; Metazoa; Chordata; Actinopteri; Centrarchiformes; Centrarchidae
Gene: rexo2
Product: small fragment nuclease
Exons: 8
Coding region: 44-781 (245 amino acids)
Cellular component (GO): mitochondrion
Molecular function (GO): 3'-5'-RNA exonuclease activity; nucleic acid binding
Source: RefSeq, a predicted model, not a curated record